GGCAACUUUUUAGUUUAGUUUAUUUACUGAGGCACCGUUCUCAUUUGUGAACCCUAAGAAAACCAAAAAUCGUCAGAAGCUUAGCUAGUAUACAAACAAGCCAAACCCAGAUGGCUCUGAAGGGUGUACGUGUUGUGGAGAUGGCUGGACUGGCUCCUGCUCCCUUCUGUGGUAUGAUCCUUGCAGAUUUUGGCGCAACCGUCACACGUAUAGACAGGACACCUUCAAAGGGUCAGAAGUCAGUUUACAGUAUGGACACGCUAUCCCGGGGCAAACAGUCCCUUGCUGUGGACCUGAAGAGACAGGAAGGGGUCAGCAUCAUAAGAAGACUAUGCUCUAGAGCUGAUGUCCUUAUUGAGCCAUUCAGACCAGGUGUUAUGGAGAAACUUGGUCUAGGGCCACAGACCCUGAUGUCGGACAACCCUCGACUGGUGUAUGCAAGACUAACAGGCCACGGGCAGAAAGGGAGCCUUGCAGACAAGGCCGGACAUGACAUCAACUAUAUUGCUAUAGCUGGUGUCCUAUCACAGCUGGGUCGCAAACAUGAGAAGCCCUACCCGCCAAUCAACCUGGUGGCAGACUUUGCCGGGGGCGGCCUCACCUGCGCCCUAGGGAUCACCAUGGCAUUGCUGGAGAGACAGGGGUCGGGAAAGGGGCAGGUCAUAGAUGCAAAUAUGGUGAACGGGUCUGCAUAUCUUUCCACAUUUCUCUGGACCUCCCGCUCUCUUCCCAUCUGGCCCGGAGGUCGGGGAGAGAACAACCUGGACGGUGGGGCACCGUACUAUGACACCUACAAAACCAAGGACGACAAGUACAUGUCCGUGGGAUCCCUUGAACCCCAGUUCUACGCACAAUUGCUUCAUGGGCUGGGACUAACUGAUGACGAACUCCCACAACAUACUGACUGGAAUGAAAUGCAGAAAAAGCUGACAGCAAUUUUCCUAACCAAAACCAGAGACGAAUGGACUCAAAUCUUUGACAAUCUGGACGCCUGUGUUGAGCCAGUCCUUGAACGAGAUGAAGCCCAAAUCCACCCUCACAAUCAGGAGCUUGGAGUGUUCAUGAGCAACACUGAGGGUGAUGUGGAGCCCAGUCCUGCACCCAUACUGUCAAGGACACCUGCAGUAACUACGUUACCACGGAGACCUGCAGUGGGUGAGCAUACAGAGUUGGUGCUCAAGGAGUGUGGACUAUAUGAGGAAGAAAUUAGUAAACUUGUAGAGGCCAAUAUUGUGUUCCAAAAUCAGGAGUCCAAGUCCAAACUGUAGAAGCUUUGUAUUAGAAUUAUAAAUGUGACUGCCAUUCUUUUAUAUGGAAUUGUUUGUAUUUGCUAUAUGCACCAAAUGGAAAGUGUGAAAUGGAAUAGUAUUUUUAAGAUUACUCAGCUAAAGUAAUAUGUAUAUGUGAUGAUUUAAAACUUUUCAUGAUAUAUUUAACAACACUAUGGAAAAUUGGCAAAACAUAUAGUCAUUGUAAUAAAUAUAUUAAUUUAUAUAUUAAAAUGAGUUUAAAUAAUUAUUAUCAAGACAUAAAACAUAUGCUUAAGUUACAUUUUCUUGUAUGGAAACAUAAAUGCGUUUAGAUUAAUGCAUACACAUUUGUUUGAACAGAACUUGCUUGCCAAAUAAUACAUGUGCAAUAAAGUGGAAUGUAUACUUCA
Messenger RNA from Dreissena polymorpha, 1660 nucleotides. Its product is annotated as alpha-methylacyl-CoA racemase-like. Gene Ontology annotation, molecular function: catalytic activity. The record is from RefSeq and is a predicted model, not a curated record. Lineage: Eukaryota; Metazoa; Mollusca; Bivalvia; Myida; Dreissenidae. Bases 111 to 1268 code for a protein of 385 amino acids. The transcript has 7 exons.